Humulus lupulus (European hop) is the source of this 1503-nucleotide messenger RNA. RefSeq names its product myosin-12-like. Lineage: Eukaryota; Viridiplantae; Streptophyta; Magnoliopsida; Rosales; Cannabaceae. The record is from RefSeq and is a predicted model, not a curated record. Gene Ontology annotation, molecular function: protein binding; GTPase activator activity; microfilament motor activity. Gene Ontology annotation, cellular component: myosin complex. The transcript is spliced from 13 exons. Gene Ontology annotation, biological process: intracellular signal transduction.
AUGGCUGCACGAAGAUACUCCAGUCAGCGUACACGUGAGAAAAUCAAAUCAGAUGAGAAGUCAGCAUGUAUAGCAAUCUGCGACAGAAUGGGAUAAAAGGGAUAUUAGAUUGGGAAAACAAAGGUAUUUUUAAGAGCUGGGCAGAUAGCUGAACUAGAUGCAAGGAGAACUAAAAUCUUGGCUAAUGCAGCAAGACGAAUACAAAGACAAAUCCGAACAUAUCUAACCAUAAAGGAAUUUAUUUCCCUAAAAAGAGCUACAAUAAAUAUGCAGAAAUAUUGGAGAGCCCAACUUGCACGAAAGCAGUAUGAACAAAUGAGAAGGGAAGCUGCUUCAAUUCACAUACAGAAACACCACCGUACCCAUAUGGCAAGAAAAUUCUACACAAAACUACAGGCAUCUGCAAUUGUUAUCCAGACUGGAUUACGAGCAAUGGCAGCUAGAAAAGAUUUCAAGCAUAGGAGAAGAACCAAGGCUGCAACUUUGGUUCAGACAAGGUGGAGAAGACACCAUGCUCUUUCUACUUAUAAACAUCAAAAGAAGGCCACUCUUGCACUUCAAUGUCUUUGGAGAUCAAAGGUUGCGAGGAAGGAACAUAGAAAGCUCAAAAUGGCUGCAAGAGAAACAGGUGCACUCAAGGAAGCUAAGGACAAGUUGGAGAAGCGUGUUGAAGAGCUUUCAUGGAGAGUAGAAUUUGAAAAGCAUUUGAGGAUUGAUCUUAAAGAAGCUAAGGGGCAAGAAAUUGCCAAGUUACAAAGCACAUUACAUGAAAUGCAAGAGAAGUUAGAAGAAGCCCAUGCUGCAGUCAUUCAUGAGAAAGAAGCAGCAAAGUUAGCAAUCGAACAAGCUCCACCAGUCAUAAAGGAGGUGCCAAUAGUGGAUGAUACUAAACUAGAAAUACUGAGAAAACAGAAUGAAGAACUAGAGGGUGAACUGAGUGAGGUGAAGAAGAAAUUUGAGGAUUUCGAGGAAAUGUUUUCUCAAGUGGAGAAAGAAAGUGAAGAAAGGCUUAAAGAGGCAGAAGAAGCACAGCUGAAUGCAAGGCAGCUUCAGGAGACUAUUGAAAGACUUGAAUCAAACUUGUCCAACAUUGAAUCCGAAAAUCAGGUGCUGAGCCAACAGGCUCUUGUUGCUUCAACCAAUGAAGACCUGUCAGAAGAGUUAAAAGACCUUAAGAGUAAGGUUGUAGACUUGGAAUCAGAGAAUGAAAAUCUUCGCAGCAAGGCUGUAGUCGUUUUGGAACAAAAAGUUAUUUCAAAAAUUCCACAACCACCAAUCAAGGUUUAUGAUAAUGGCCAUCACAUAGAGGAGGAACUCCAAAAACCAAAGGCACCAAGAUCUAUAAGAGCAAGAUCAAUUAGGGGGUCAUCUAGAAAUAUCCAUUCAAACAUAGUAGCAAAACAGCAAGCAUCAAAUGUACACUGGCGAAGCAUUGUCAAUGAAUUAGACCAAACAUUGGGUAUUUUGUCUGAGAACCAUGUGUUUGACAAAAUGCUUCAAUGA